AAUAACACCAAACGAUUAUUGUCGGAACGAACCGGCGCUGACCGUGGGACUGAAGCGUGGGCGGCCACGUCAGCCCGUAUCGUUGGACAGGUCUCGGCGACGUCGGUAGUGGCUGCCUGGAUGCAUGGGGAAAUUUCGAAAAAAAAAACGCGGCGUGGGUGGCGGGUGGAAAAUGGUCAAUCCUAAUAUACUUAUACAAGCGCGCACACACAUACACACAUGCACACGUACACAGACACGUGUGGCGUGAGGCAGAAAAGGAAAAGAGAUCUUUUCCGCUCGGCUGGACCCCGGGAGCAGAGCAAUUUUAAGCGACAGUGCACCGCGAACGUUCCUUGCUUUAGUUUAUACGAUCUAGUUUCUGGACGGCAAUUCAAAUCCCGCGUGAAAUCUGCGACUUCGGUUUCUUUUAUUUUUUGCUUCGUCAGUAGGGUAACUUUCUGAAGUGGAACAUAUUUUAAACGAACGAACGAAUUACACAAAAUAAAACUAAGUCAAAAUGUUUAAAAAUCACCUAGCGAUGAUUGGCAUGAAUGAAACGCCAAACAAGAAGGCCAGGUUCUGGCAGUCAUACAUCAGAUCCCUUAAAGGAUCCGAUGAUAUACGCGCACACGACACGCCAACCUGGCGGCACCGACCGAUUCUGCUGUUCGACGAACCAGGAACCGCUUCCGGUCGGAUCCACUCUCCCGGCUAUCACUACUUGCCGGUGCACCGGGAGACGUACGGUUACUCGCCUCGGCCAAUCUACGAUCAUCAUUAUCCACGCUCACAACGGGCAUCAAGCGUUGGCAGAUUGGCUGAUGCCGAGAAAGCAUGGGCUGACCACCUGGAAAGGAUGAGAGAUAUUGAUCGCAGAUACCCAUCCCGUUACGGACUGUACCUGCGAGACAAACCCAGUCAGGUUGUGCUGCCACAGGAACUCGAGUACGAACCAGACACAAAACCAUACUUUUCACUACACUAAAUAGUUAGACGUAGAAUGACAGUGAAACACUAUAACAAAUUAUUAAAAAAAAAAUAAAAAUAUGAAAAAAAUAUUAAAAAAAAUGACACAACAUAGUCCACAACCACUCUACAAUGAACACAUAAACAUACACACAACCAUAAACACACAAUCUUUUCCGCUACGGAUAACGAUGUUUUUAUUAAUUCUAAGCAACUGUUGAUUGUAAAAUAAUACUUUAUACAGCCGAAAGAAAGGUUUUCUUUUAAUCAAAUUAUUGAUCGUUCUGAGUCAACGUAACACAAAAUACGAGAUGUAAAACAGUAUGUUAGAACGGUAUUAUUGAUAAAAUUGUAAUUAUUUUAAAAAAAGCAAAUGUCAAAAUCAGAACAAUUAGAGCAAGAAAAAGUAUACAGUAAACUCUACUGAAAGUAAAAACGUGUCAAGAAAAAAACGAAAAUCAAAGCCGAGAAACAACUGCAGCCAUUAUUCCCAGUUAAUUCAAUCAAACUGACACCGACAGGAAUGCCACCGAAAUCAAACAUCAAAUCCCGAUCAUCCAUUCCGCCCGCCUCGGAAUGGGAAAAGUUUCGCGAAAAUAACAACACCAAACGAACGGAACAACAUGCCAGAUAGAAGUCCUGCAGGUAUGGCAAAACAACCAAUUUCAUAUAUCAAAGACCUUAAACGAGCGCUCCCAUAAUAAAGUACAUUACGUGUAUCGCCUUUCGACUCGAACUUUACCCUUACUAGAAGAACAACAACAACACAGCCCUGCGGGUUGGGUGGUCAGGGACGACGAUGCUUUCAUUCUCGGCAUUCCCUCGUUCGGCUGCGUAGCAUAUGUCGAGCACGAGAAGACAAACUGUCACCGUGUGUCGGUCGGCGGAACCGUCCGUUAUGGCGUACCAAGAAGAUGGCCUUUCCGCGUAACACCGGUUAAUGAAUAAUGAAUGUGUAUACGACAGAAAUAAAAAUGCUAAAGCAGUUGAUUCUCGGAAGGUACUACAUAUAGCAAAAGUCAGGGGAAAAACCACGCGAGAACAAAUUGACAAGUUGGGUAAUAAAUGUUACUCAUAUUUCAAA
Molecule: messenger RNA, 2032 nt
Organism: Wyeomyia smithii (pitcher-plant mosquito)
Lineage: Eukaryota; Metazoa; Arthropoda; Insecta; Diptera; Culicidae
Exons: 5
Coding region: 500-967 (155 amino acids)
Source: RefSeq, a predicted model, not a curated record